Molecule: messenger RNA, 3325 nt
Organism: Physcomitrium patens
Lineage: Eukaryota; Viridiplantae; Streptophyta; Bryopsida; Funariales; Funariaceae
Product: putative sugar phosphate/phosphate translocator At1g06470
Source: RefSeq, a predicted model, not a curated record
AAUGAAAUCUCGAGAGCUCAAAUUCUGAUUUUCUCUUUGAAAUAUGCAUCGGAGACAUUGUAGCUCGAUCCUUGCAUGGUCCCCUGGCAGGGAUGCGCCUCUCGCAGUCUGCGGCGAGUGGCUGCUCUUUUUGCUCGUUUUCCUACUUGCUGCGCAGAGCCAGAUAAUCGAAGCGAAAUGUGAGCGAGCAACUUCGUUGUUCAUGGAGAUCCAGGUAGUGCGCUGAAUGGAUAGGGGCCAGGUUCGAAAGUUGCAGUAGGGGGACAACGAUGAUUAGCGUGUUGUCGUGGUUGAGCUCAUCUGAGGGAGCAGGGUUAGCAUUUCUCCUGAAUGUGGAUCAGGUGACAUUAGUAGCUCGCGACUAGGAGGAUAGUUCCGUUCUCGAGGGCCGUGUUGAUGAGUUUCGAUGAUCAUUUGAGCUUAGAAGUUUUGCUUCGUAGAGGUCGACGACUGUUUAUAAAACCCUAACGAGCUGGUAGCAGAUGCGCGAUGAUGCAGUGGCUCGUGAACCGAGGGGCUUUAGAACGUGUCGUGCUGGUGACGUCGUGUGAACUUGGAUUUUGAGAUUUUCGGGAAUGGGGAAAGGGGAUGAUGGGUUGUGCGGUGGGGGUUUACGUUGUACGCAAGUCAGUCCUUGAACAUUCAUUCAGUAGUGUGUGCUUACUGUAUCUCUGUCUAGCAAUUUGGAGAAGUUGCUCUAGGUCGAGCGCGCAGCGAUGUGGAGAGACCUAAAUCUUACGCGUCCGCCCUCGUACUAGUGUUGUUUUUGGACUUUGAUCCUCGAUCUGCAUCCUAUUCGUCAGAUAGCUUUCCAAGCGUUCAAUGAGUUCAUGGCUGAAGGACGGGACGUUCGGAACAUAGACCUUACGAAUCCGCAAUGACCUCGAUCCAGUGGGUUUCAUUUGAUUGGGUUUUCUGUUCUGAAGCAGGUUUAUUGUGAGGAUGUAAUCCAUCCUGAUUAAAGUAGAUGGUGGAUCAUUUUCGUGUGCUCUUUAAGCAAGGUAAAUUCUUCAUUAGGAGAUGCCACCGUAGAAGUCUUUGAUACGUGUUUUGAAGGGGGUCUACCCGUAAGGUAGAAAUGAAAGAGAAGGAGGAUGCGCGGUUAGAAAUGAUCCCACUUAGGAUGGAAGAUUCCCUAGACAUUGCAUCGGAAAGAUUAGGAACGAAUGUUGCGAACUCUGGGACUCCACAUGUAUCCAUCGGGCUUGAAAGGCCACACGAGCUACAUAAUAUAGAGUGCGGAAUGGGUAAUAAAACAGAAGGACUUGAGAGAUUAUCUUCUGAGGCCAAAUCCACCAGUUUUAUCUCCAUAGGCAUGGAUCGAAGUUCAGUUGAGAAACCGGACAAUGUAGGUGGACGAGACGUUACCUCGAGGGAAGCGGUGAAAGAAGUUGUGUCUCGAGAUCUAAUAAGGGUACAGAAGGCGGGGACGUAUGACCUAAUCUCACGAGAUGUAACUUCAUCAGAGUCUCGAUCUUCUCUCAUUCAUAAUGAAUCUGUUGGAAAGAGUGUUGGAUUAGUAUCUGAUGAAGACUUCGAUCGGGAAUUUGGAGCCUCUGCUUCUGGGCAGUCUACGCCUAAGAGAAGGAAUGGUUCAAGGGGCAGAUCUAUUGGAACAUCACGAUUGGAAAACGGUGUGGGAGGGGAUUCUUUUACGGAGGCUGUUCUUAAAGGAAGUUCCCUUGAUGUUUUGAAGGCGAAUGCUGUAGAAUUGUCUCCCAUAAGCAGGACCAGCAUUGGCGGCAAAGAUCAUGGCAUCACUUUUUGUGAUGAAGUGGAGCUGCCUGAAUUGCGCUCUUCAGCGCGCAAUUCUUUGAUUUCGACUAUAGUUAAGACUGUCUUUAUAAUCCUAAUUUGGUAUACUUUCAGCACUUGUCUCACGUUGUAUAACAAGUUAUUGUUAGGAGAAAAUCUAGGCAAAUUUCCAGCUCCUCUAUUAAUGAACACCAUCCAUUUCUCUAUGCAAGCUAUUAUUUCAACCCUUCUUGUUCAUUUUUGGUGUGGGAGAACUCAAAGCCACAUUCGAAUGACAUGGAGAGAUUAUUUCACUAGAGUGGUUCCAACGGCUGCUGCAACAGCAUUGGAUAUUGACCUGAGCAACAUCUCUAUUGUAUUUAUUUCUGUUUCUUUUGCUACUAUGGUCAAAUCUGGAGCACCUGUAUUCCUUCUCCUCUUUGCGUUUGCUUUCAAGUUGGAGGUGCCAAGUUUUAAGCUGAUGGGAAUCAUUGUUGUAAUUUCCUUAGGAGUGAUGCUCACUGUUGCAAAGGAGACAGAAUUUGAGCUUCUUGGAUUCAUUCUCGUGCUUUUGGCAACUGUAAUGUCGGGUUUCCGAUGGACUGUGACGCAGCUUCUCUUGCAGAAAGAAGAGUAUGGUUUGAACAAUCCAUUUGCAGCGAUGAGUUAUCUCACACCAGUAAUGGCUAUUAUGACUCUCGUAUUCUCAUUAGCUAUAGAACCCUGGCACGAGCUGAGUGAGACGGCUUACUUUGAUACCCCACGACAUACAUUUGAAAGCUGUGCGCUGAUGUUGCUUGGAGGGGCACUCGCUUUUUUCAUGGUGAUGGCAGAGUAUUUUCUGAUUGCGGAGACAAGUGCAGUGACUUUAACCAUUGCUGGUGUCGUCAAGGAGGUCGUAACCAUUGUGGUUGCUGUUUUCUUCUUUAAAGAUGAGUUUACCUGGCUGAAGGGUAUGGGUUUGGUAGUCAUUUUCAUUGGUGUUAGCCUGUUCAACUGGUUCAAGUACCAGAAGCUUGUUGAAGGCGGGCUGGGUAACAAUGCAAAUAUUCAAGAAGUUGGUAGAAGUUCUCCCAAGUAUACUGUCAUCGACGAUGAAACCGCUGAAACCUUUGAACUUGAAGACGACACUGAUCACGUGUUAUAACAUCUUGUUGAAAUUAAACACCACCUGCCCAAUGCUCACAGAGAUCUUAAUACUGGAUUGCAGGUACUGCUUUAGUUGUGGUUUUUGACAACCCUAGGUGUUUUUUUUUUGCAAGUUAUUUUUCUCAAUCAAUUUUGUUGAUAGUUUGGGGAUCGCAGUUACGAGCGGGGACGGACGGGUGCUAGAGUUAGCGUUAGGAUUUGAGGUAGAGCGCUAAUGUUGAUCUAUCCGAGCUUCAAUAUGGUUCGGUAGUGGAGUUUUUAGGAGUUUUAGGUUUGUAGAUUCAGUCAUUUUAUUGAUGUUCAAUGGCUUACAAUUAACAGCUUCGACAGAAACCCACUUAAGAGUCCAGUUAAGAUGGGCCUAUUGUUUGUCAGCAGCACGUAGCCACAAAUGUACACGAUGAAAAAAUAAAAAAUAAAAUCUAUGUUUCAUUUAAUUUGA